Messenger RNA from Mucor mucedo, 1354 nucleotides. RefSeq lists its product as uncharacterized. The transcript has 4 exons. Bases 363 to 1046 code for a protein of 227 amino acids. NCBI's taxonomy places the organism in Eukaryota, Fungi, Mucoromycota, Mucoromycetes, Mucorales, Mucoraceae. The record is from RefSeq and is a predicted model, not a curated record.
ACAAAAUCUUUUUUUUUUCUUUUUUCUUUUUUCUUUUUUUCUUUUUUUUUCUUUUUUUUCUUUUUUCUCUCUCUCUCUCUCUUUUUUAUUAUUAUUAUUAUUAUUAAAAUGACUUUAUCAAUUACACGCAGUAGCCGUUCUUCUGUAAAGAAGACAGUUGUACCUACAAUGGAUUUAAACAAGGUGAAAACCUCAGCAGGCACAAUAAAAAAGAAACAACGUAGUUUAAAGGAUGUAGAUCCUAUAAAUCAACAACAGUAUGUCUCUUUUUUUUAUUUUUUCUUAUUUGGGUGGUCCUCCCCCCCCCCUACUUCCCACAUCCUAUUAUUUUUAAUAUAUUAUAUGUUUUUUUUAGGCCGCAAAUGGAAAAGAAUAAUGAAUCAUUGACCACUAAAAUAGAUGCAUCUGAACAUCCAGAAUAUAUCCGUUUAAUGUCUCAACUUGAUCAAUCAAAAAACGAACGUUUACAAAAGGUAGAGAAUUGGAGAAGAUACGAACGUAAAUCCAUUCAUGAUUGGUUCGCAGCUCAAAAGAAACAAGCUUGGGAUGACUUCUAUUUUGCCAAACGAAAAGUUCGCUCAGACCUAGUACAAGAAGUACAGCAUAAAAUAAACAGACUUAAAGGGGAAUUGAUCGCACUGAAUAAACAAUCUCAAGCAGAACAACAAGAAUGUGAUUAUGAAGACUGGGUACCACCAGAGAGACUCUAUGCAAUUGGAUCGUUUGUAGGAGGGGCAUCGAAUGAAGAAAUUGACCGUGAUUUAGUUUAUGCAAGGCAACCCUACAAUGGCAACAAUACACCUAACCUUGUCUAUUCUGACUAUGAGUCGAGAAGUACGACAGAUGAUUAUCCUGACGUUGUUUCCCCUUCGGGCAGAACAGAGAUCGCCUCAACCUCCACAACUACCAUGAAUGACCAUUUCUCAUAUCAACAGACGGGUUUUGAACAAGAAGAGCAGACCAAUUACCCCCCUUUUGAGUUUGAGGAAAUGCCGCAGGACGGAAGAUGUGAUUGGUGGCCUUAUCGUUCCACCACUACAGCGUAGCUCUUUCUCCUUUUUUUUUUUCACCCAUCUUUUUAUGACUUUCUUUUACUCUCAUUGAUUAUUACGCACACCCAUUUCUAUCCUUUUUUUUUUUUUACUCUCUCUCUCUUUCUCUCUUUUUUUAAUACAGUAUAACGCCCUUAAUACAGCCUUUCUCUCUCUCUCUCUCUUUUUUUUUUUUUUUUUUUUAUAGAUUGACCAACUCCUUAUUAUUAUUAAAAACACGUUCCUUUUAAAUAUUUGGUUUUUAGCGAAACAUGUCAGAUUGUCAAGUGCAUAAAUAAAUAACAGAAAGUAAAGAAAAAAAA